AUGGGGGGGAGGAAGAUGAAGGGCAGAAAGAUGAGGGCUUUCUUCCCUCCCUGCCACGUCUACGGAAGCUAUGACAACCAGGUCUGUCGCUACGGAGACAACCCCCGCCGGCAAGAAAAAAGGAGGAGAUUGUUGUCCAGCGCCGCUUCUUUAGAGAGUCACGCCUUUCUCCACACGGGGAAGCGCCCGUUCGCCUGCUCUGCCUGCGGCAAGGACUUCCCCGACCUCAAGGGCCUCAACCGCCAUGCCCGCGUCCACGGUGAUCAGCGGGGCCACCAGUGUCCGAAGUGCGACAAGACCUUUGUCUACCGCUUCGGCCUGACCAAGCACGAGCAGAUGGUCCACAGCGGCGUGCGCCCGUUCAUCUGCCCGAUCUGUGACAAACGCUUCGUCAUCCGGCGCGACAUGGAGACGCAUCUCCGCGUUCACACUGGAGAGAAACCGUUUGCCUGCUCCCUCUGUGUGAAGCGGUUCAAGAGGCGUGUGGAGCUGAAUGUUCACCUGAGGUGGCACAACGGGGAGAAGAGACACUGGUGCUCAUACUGCGGGAAGGGCUUUCUGGAUUACAAUCAUCUGAAGAGGCACAAACUGGUCCACACUGGGGAGAAACCCUACACCUGCUCUGAGUGUGGCAAGCACUUCAAACAGACUGGCCAUCUGAAGAAACACCUGAAGACAAUACACAAAGACAGAUAG
Oncorhynchus masou masou (cherry salmon) is the source of this 696-nucleotide messenger RNA. Its product is annotated as oocyte zinc finger protein XlCOF19-like. Lineage: Eukaryota; Metazoa; Chordata; Actinopteri; Salmoniformes; Salmonidae. The transcript has 2 exons. Bases 1 to 696 code for a protein of 231 amino acids. The record is from RefSeq and is a predicted model, not a curated record.